This is a messenger RNA of Opisthocomus hoazin, 648 nucleotides long. It is a transcript of the gene ADIPOQ, whose product is annotated as adiponectin, C1Q and collagen domain containing. Gene Ontology annotation, molecular function: protein binding. The record is from RefSeq and is a predicted model, not a curated record. NCBI's taxonomy places the organism in Eukaryota, Metazoa, Chordata, Aves, Opisthocomiformes, Opisthocomidae.
CCCAAAACGCCGUGUGCCAACUGGAUGGGAGGAGCACCCGGCUACCCCGGCCACAACGGGCUCCCCGGACGGGACGGGAAGGACGGAAAAGAUGGACUAAAGGGGGAGAAAGGAGAGCAAGGUGUGCAAGGCCCCAAAGGUGAUCACGGUGAAAUGGGACUCCCAGGGCAGCAGGGGUUGACAGGAAUUCCCGGAUACCCAGGGCAGAAGGGGGAGAAGGGCGAGGGCGCCUUCGUCUACCGCUCCGCCUUCAGUGUGGGGCUGACGGAGCGAGCCCCCCACCCCAACGUGCCCAUCCGCUUCAGCAAGAUCUUCUACAAUGAGCAGAACCACUACGACGCCAGCACCGGCAAGUUCUUCUGCAGCAUUCCCGGCACGUACUACUUCGCCUACCACCUGACGGUCUACCUGACAGACGUCAAGGUCAGCCUCUACAAGAAGGACAAGGCGGUCAUCUUCACCUACGACCAGUUCCAGAAGAACAACGUUGACCAAGCGAGCGGCUCUGUCUUGCUGCAUCUCAGUUCUGGGGAUGAGGUCUGGCUUCAGGUGUACGGGGAGGGGGACAACAACGGCGUCUAUGCCGACAACAUCAACGAUUCUACUUUCAUGGGCUUCCUCCUGUACCCAGACAUGGAUGGCCAUUAA